UUUAAUUCAUUUCGUUUUCGGAAAUCGAGCAAGCUUGUAGAAACGCAUUUAAAAGAUCUUUAACUGUGUGUGGCUUAAUUGCAAAAAAAUAAUCGUGCUGGUGAUUAAAAAAGAACAACGAGUAAACAGAAAAACAUUUACUUGCAGGAUAUUCUAACCAACCGAACUUGAAACAAAAAAUCCAAAUAUGAGUUCCACUUUUGAACAACAUUUAAUGGAGAUUGCCAAAAAACUUAUGGCCCCUUCAGAUAAAUCUGAUUUCGCCAUCGUCCGGGAUUUUAUAAUGGAUAUAAUAAGGGAUAAUCAAGUGUUGACUUCCACAUGCAGAGUUGAAAUGUUAGACUUUGGCAGCCGUGCUUUGGGAAUACAUAAAAACGAUAGCGAUUACGACGUAAUGGUUGUGCUUGAAUUUCCCUAUUUCGAAGAUAUAUUAGUGCGUCCGGAUCGACAUCGUCCAGGAAUGGUGCACUUGGACUUCAAGGAUUUGCCCUCAAACUAUUUCACGCAGGACACGCUGCUGGAUAACCGCUGGUAUCUCAAGCGCGAUGAGUUGCAAACGUGGAUGCAGUGCAUCCUGACAAAUGUCAUCGGUCGCAGGGUGAGGGGCGCACGCUGGGAUUAUUACGAACUACGCUACCACCGCAAACCCACUUGCCACACCAUCACCGCUGAGUCGAACAAUCGUGUGUUCUCCAUCGACUUUGUGCCGGCCAUUAAAAUUUACUUUGAUGAUUCUGACUGGCUGGCAAUUCCCAAGUGGGCGCCAGGUCCAAAACGAUCCAACGGUUGCACAUUUAUGGUGAGCGACAUUGAAGAAGAGAUAUAUUGGUUCAAACAGGGUGGUACGGUUAUCCAAGACGCCGUAGCGUUGCUGAAGGCACUGUGCGAGGCCAAGGACCUCCCCAAGAUUCGCAACUAUCAUUUGGUUUCCACAGCCAUUCGUAUAAUCAAGAGUGAUGAUUUCGAUGGUUCUUCCUUGGAAUGGACCCUUCUGGGUCUUCUCUACGAUCUAAUAGAAGCCCUGGAGGAUAAUGACCUCCCGUACUUCUGUUACGAUGAGCUCAAUCUGCUGUCAAACUUUAAACCAAACCAGGUCAUUAAAUACGUCAAUGUCUUGAACAGCGUGUACAAGACCCUUAAAAGUUAUCCGCACCAGGACAACCUUUCCUAUGAGCGAUGCAGCUGGCACUUUUUGGGAGAUGAUGAUGAUGAUUACGCUGACUAGGGCUUGUCAGGCCAUUAAUUUCAUUUUUUUAACACAUUUAACAAGUUUCAAUCUUUUUUACUUUCGUCGCUUUAAUGUGACAUGUGCCUUGUGAAAUAAUAAACAAUUUGGUUUAAACUUGGGAAACAAUAAUAAUAAUGGCAUCAGAUAAAUAUAAAAGACCC
Messenger RNA from Drosophila gunungcola (fruit fly), 1389 nucleotides. RefSeq lists its product as uncharacterized. The record is from RefSeq and is a predicted model, not a curated record. Bases 188 to 1225 code for a protein of 345 amino acids. The transcript is spliced from 4 exons. Lineage: Eukaryota; Metazoa; Arthropoda; Insecta; Diptera; Drosophilidae.